UUCCUUUCGAGUUGUCAAUUGAGCGAAGACGACGACAACGACGUGUGCGUGAAAAAUUGUUUAUUCUCUGCGAUUAAAUAAGUGAUUAAUCAUACAAUAUAAGCAUGGCAUCGCAUCCGGUGUUUAUAGACCUGUCGCUAGAUGAACAGGUGCAAGAGCUGCGCAAGUUUUUCAAGAAGCUUGGCGCCGAAAUCUCAUCGGAGAAAUCGAACAAAGGCGUCGAAGAUGAUUUGCACAAAAUAAUUGGCGUCUGUGAAGUUUGCUUCAAAGACGGGGAACCAGCGCAAAUUGAUGGAAUAUUGAACAGCAUCGUCUCCAUAAUGAUAACGAUACCACUGGAUCGUGGCGAGAACAUUGUGCUGGCCUACUGCGAAAAGAUGACGAAGGCGCCAAAUCAGCCGCUGGCCAAAGUGUGCCUGCAAUCGUUGUGGCGUCUGUUCAACAAUUUGGACACUGCAUCCCCGUUGCGCUACCAUGUCUACUAUCAUCUGGUGCAGGUGGCCAAACAAUGCGAUCAAGUCCUCGAAGUCUUCACUGGGGUCGAUCAACUAAAAUCGCAAUUCGCCAACUGCCCGCCAUCCAGUGAGCAAAUGCAGAAAUUGUAUCGUCUGCUCCAUGACGUAACCAAGGACACCAAUUUGGAGCUGUCGUCCAAGGUGAUGAUCGAACUGUUGGGCACCUAUACAGCGGAUAAUGCGUGCGUUGCGCGUGAGGAUGCAAUGAAGUGCAUUGUCACCGCUCUUGCCGAUCCCAAUACAUUCCUGCUCGAUCCGUUGCUAUCGCUGAAGCCAGUCCGGUUUCUCGAGGGCGAUCUAAUACACGAUCUGUUGUCGAUCUUUGUGUCGGACAAAUUGCCGUCGUAUGUGCAGUUCUAUGAGGAUCACAAGGAGUUCGUCAACUCGCAGGGUCUGAAUCACGACCAGAACAUGAAGAAGAUGCGUCUGCUCACUUUCAUGCAACUGGCCGAAAGCUAUCCCGAAAUGUCAUUCGACACCUUGACUAAAGAGCUGCAAAUCAACGACGAUGAAGUUGAGCCCUUUGUCAUCGAAGUGCUCAAAACUAAGUUGGUGCGUGCCCGCCUGGACCAGGCCAAUCGCAAGGUGCACAUCUCUUCGACUAUGCAUCGCACCUUUGGUGCACCCCAGUGGGAGCAGCUGCGCGAUCUGCUGCAGGCCUGGAAAGAGAACCUCAGCUCUGUCCGUGAGGGCUUAACGAAUGUUUCAUCUGCACAACUCGAUCUGGCACGCACCCAAAAGCUGAUACAUUGAAAUCCAUAAUAUUACAACUAUAACAACAGCAGAAACAACUACAACUACAACAAGUGACGUCAAGAACAAACAUAAUAAAACAGCACCGUAUAAGGGUUUACUAAAUAUUAUAAAUUAUUGUCGAGGAAAUGCGUGAAAUAUCAAACUUGAAUAAAUUUCUAAGUAAAGUCAA
Molecule: messenger RNA, 1440 nt
Organism: Drosophila grimshawi
Lineage: Eukaryota; Metazoa; Arthropoda; Insecta; Diptera; Drosophilidae
Gene: eIF3m
Product: eukaryotic translation initiation factor 3 subunit M
Exons: 3
Coding region: 105-1268 (387 amino acids)
Biological process (GO): cytoplasmic translational initiation
Cellular component (GO): eukaryotic translation initiation factor 3 complex; cytoplasm
Molecular function (GO): translation initiation factor activity
Source: RefSeq, a predicted model, not a curated record